This is a messenger RNA of Sycon ciliatum, 5489 nucleotides long. RefSeq names its product rho-associated protein kinase 1-like. Gene Ontology annotation, biological process: peptidyl-threonine phosphorylation; embryonic morphogenesis; Rho protein signal transduction. Lineage: Eukaryota; Metazoa; Porifera; Calcarea; Leucosolenida; Sycettidae. Bases 255 to 4568 code for a protein of 1437 amino acids. Gene Ontology annotation, cellular component: cytoskeleton; cytoplasm. The record is from RefSeq and is a predicted model, not a curated record. Gene Ontology annotation, molecular function: small GTPase binding; ATP binding; Rho-dependent protein serine/threonine kinase activity. The transcript is spliced from 38 exons.
UACUACCGGAUUCGCGGAGCACAGACUGCUUCUCUGCUUUUUUUUUGUGCCUUUUUUACAUGUACUGUAGUCUAUCUACUGUAGUGUCCUUGUACUUCGCCUAUGUGACCCUGUUGUGUGUGAUGACGGACUGGGUGCUGUACAAAGUUACAAAUCCUGAAUGCCUUCCUUGCUGAUGCGUCGCUUGUCGCUGUCGCUUGCACUGCUGCUGCACGAAAUCUGUGCGCUGCCCACGUCGUAAGCAGCUAGUCGCUAUGGCCUCGAAGGCCAUUGGCGGCGGUGGCGCGGAGCCACUGGACGAUCGACUAACGGGUCUGUACGAGAAGGUUGUGGAUACGGAAUCCCUUCUUCAUGCCGAUGCCCUCCUUGAUUCCAUCGCAGCUUUGGUGCAAGAUUGUGACUUGCCAAGUCUCAAACGGAAUAAGAAUGUUCAGAACUUCUUGGAUCGCUAUGUCGAACCGGUGAAGGCAAUUAGCGAGUCCCGCUUGUCCAAGGAUGAUUUCAAAUGUAUCAAAGUCAUCGGCCGGGGUGCUUUCGGCGAGGUGCAAUUGGUACGCCAUACGCCUACAAAACAGGUAUUUGCUAUGAAGAUGCUUAGCAAGCUGCAAAUGAUCGAGCGGUCGGACUCUGCAUUCUUCUGGGAAGAGCGUGACAUCAUGGCCAAAGCAGACAGCGAAUGGAUUGUGAAGCUCUUCUUUGCAUUUCAGGACCCUAUGUAUUUAUACAUGGUGAUGGAGUAUAUGCCAGGCGGCGACCUGGUGAACCUAAUGGCAGAGUAUGACAUCAGCGAGUCUUGGGCAAGGUUCUUCACAGCAGAGGUGUGCCUGGCGCUGGACAAGAUCCAUAGCAUGGGAUUUGUGCAUCGGGACGUCAAGCCCGACAACAUGCUACUGGACAAAAGCGGGCACUUGAAGCUGGCCGACUUUGGCACCUCGGUCAAGAUGGGCAAGGAUGGAAAGGUACAUGCUGAGUCUGCUGUAGGCACACCUGACUACAUUUCUCCAGAGGUGCUGCAGUCACAGAACGGCAAUGGUUGCUAUGGGAAGGAGUGUGACUUCUGGUCUGUCGGCGUCUUUCUUUACGAGAUGCUCUAUGAGGAAACUCCAUUUGCCAACGAGACCAUACUUCAACUGUAUCGAAACAUUGCUAACUACAAGACGUCGCUGAAGUUUUCACCCGAGUUCGAAGUAUCAGAUAAGGCCAAGGCCAUGAUCCGAAGAUUCUUGUCAGAUGCAGAUACUCGACUGGGUACGAAGUCACCUGACGACAUUCGAGCCGAGCCGUUCAUGCAGCACGAUGAAGACUGGAACUGGGAUAACAUCAGACAGUCCGUGGCACCGGUGGUUCCAGAACUCUCCGGUGACAUUGAUACGCGGCAUUUUGAUGAUAUGGACGAGGAAGAUGGCAGCAAGAAGACCCUGCAGACACCAAGGAACUUCUCCGGUGACCAGCUCCCGUUCAUUGGCUUCACAUUCUUCAACAAGGAUCACAUGUGCCUAACACUCAAGUCUCGGGUAAAGAGUGGAGCGAAAGAGGGCGAUGCGCAUGGGGCGAGAGGAGCCAGCGGUGGUGCUGAUUCUGCUGAGCUGAAGCGCCUGCAGACAUUGUCCCGCGACCAGGACACCAAGAUCAAGACGCUGGAAGAGCGCAAAACUCAGCUCACUGCAGAGGUGGCUACCAAGGAGACAGCAUGUCAGGAGUUUGAAGCGCACAACUUGGAUCAGAAACGCGAGAUAGGCAAUCUGCGCCUGCAGCUGCAAACACUGCAAGAAGUCAAGUCCAAUUUAGAGGAAGAAAUCAAGUUACGCGAGGAAGCCGAAAGUCGUUUGGACGAGCUGAAGCGCAAGAUGACGUCUUCGUCUCGUUCCAGUGCAUCUGGCAGCAAGGUUGAAAGUCUGGAGAAAGAUCUUGCUGACAUGUCGCGCAAGCUACAAGAGGAGAAGCACAAGAACAUGUGGAUGAGCGCAGCGAAAAUGACCUCAAUGAGAGAGAAGCAAGGCUUGGAGGAAGUGAUCGAAGAGCUCACGCAGAAAGUGAGGGGACUAGAACGUCAGCAGCAGGUGCACGCCGAGGAGCUGCAGGCAGAAGUGGAAAUUGCCUCAAUGGAGACGGAAGCUAAGCGAGACGCACUCAGCAGCUUGGUGAAGCUGGAAGAGGAGAAGCAUUGGCUAGAAGACCAACUGCAGAUGAAUAGCUUGAAAAUGACCGAAAGCCUUACCCAGACACAGUCUUACGAGGAGCAGAUCAGUGCCCUGAGGCGGGAGAAGAAUGCAGCAGAGGCCGAAGCCAGGAGAAAUGCACAGCGCUGUGAACAACUAGAGAGCAUAAUGGACGUGCAAAGUGCGGAGAAGGCCACAAAGUCUAGUGCUAGUCAAGAUGAAAUCAAUGCGCUACAGAUGAAGCUACGCGCUGAGGCCCUGGCCAGGCAGGUGGCAGAGAGCAAAGCAGAUGAUGCUGAGAAGGAGCUCAUGGACUCUGUGCGAGCCAUGGGUGUCGCCCGAGAGCGUUUGGAUGCUACCAGCAAGUCAACAGCGGAGAUGAGAAAACGAGUUGAUGAGUUGAUGAAGCAGGUGGAGGUAGAGGCACAGCGCAGAGCGCGUCUGCAGGAAGAGUCGAAACGCUUCGAGUCCGACAAGGCUGCGUGGAAGCUCAAGGAGCGUCAGCUGCAACAGUCCUCUAAGGAUCUGCGCCAGGAGAAGUCUCAGUUGUCCGACUCCCUGUCCAAGCUACAGCGCACCACCGUAGCACUGUCCGAGCACCAGAGAACCUCCGAGAGCCUGGCCGUGCAGAACAAUCUGGUGUCCGGCUUGCGUGAAGACCUGGCCGAGCUGAAGAACACUGUCAACAAGCGCAACGAGGAGCUGGAGGAAGCACGCCAUGAGCUAUCUACUGCUCAAGAAGAGCUCGGUGUGAUCAAGGAGAAAUACAAGAAGAUGAAAGACUCGUACAGCCACAACCGGGACGAUUGGAAUGAUCGCAUGGGUGACCUGGAGCAGGAGAAGAUGAUGCUGGAGUUGCAGAUUAAUGAGAUGCAGGUGAGAGCCAGGACAGCGGCCACAUCGCAGCGUAACCAGCAGAUGCAGAUCACCGAGGAGCUGGAGACUCUGCAGCACAAGGUGAAGGAUAUGGGCCGAGAGAACGAGCAGCUGACCUACGACAACGAGGAUCUGGAGGCCAGACUGCAGGACCUGGAGGAGCAACAAUACUCGGAAAUUGAAAAGGAGAGUGACCUGCAGCAGAAGUGUGUUGAGUUGGAAAAGAAGUACGAGACGGAGGUGGUUCUGAAGAAGGAGGCAAUUCGCAAGCUGGAACAGCUGCUUCAGCAGCGCACUCUGAGCACGGCCACCAGUACGGGCAAGGGGGGCAAGGCAGUGUCUGCCGAGGUGCAUCGCAAGGAGCACGAGCUGCGCAAGGUGCGCGGCGACCUGGAGAAGGAGCGCAGUAACGCGGCACAGCUGCGCCGCCGCUUCCACCAGGAGCUGACCGACAUCCAGGCACAGGUCGUGGAGGAACAGCAGCAGAGGCGACUGCUGCAGAAGGACCUGAUGGAGCGCGAGGAUCAGAUCAAGGACCUGCAGAGACAGAACGAGCAGCGAAUCGCAACCACGAACGGUGCACUCCGGCCAAGAAACGGCGAUGGAGACAACAUGUCUCAUUCGUCUUCACUCAUGCGAGAAGGCAGUGUGGAUGAAGUUGAUGGGCAUACCAUGCCGAGGGCAGUCACGUCAGCGAAGGCUACUAUGAACGAAAGGACAGACCAGUUGGUUAGUCAUGAUAUGCAGGUACCGAAGAAUGUCAAGAACAUCCGAAAGAAUGGUUGGAAGCCACAGGUCAUCGCUGUGAACUUUGCCAACCAGUGUAUCAAUUUCUUCGACGACGAGGAUCGACGGCAGCAUGAUUCUCCUGUCUUGUCAAUAGCUUUCCGGUAUCUUCUGCGUGUGCGGUUAGUUACGCAAGCAGAUCAGCUGGUUUCACGGCUGCCAAGCAAAGAAAGGGAUCGUAUUUUCCAGAUAACGUACACGUCGCAAAUGGAAGAAGACGCGGACAGCACGGCCAGCUCCAGUGUGUCCACAUUGUCUGAUGACCAUGGUGAUGUUACUCAGUAUCGCGGUCAUCAUUUCGUCUCUUCGCCGCUCCGCUCGCAUGCUGUGUGUGAUGCCUGCUCCAAGGACAUCUCCUAUUCCAAGGUCUUCUCUUCCACGGCGUACGAAUGCAGCCGCUGCCAGUUCAAGUGCCACAAGCAGCAUGUCGACAAGAAAGACGACAUCAUUACCAAGUGUGUUGGAGAUGAGAACAGUAAAUUAAUUCUGAUAUUGGCCAGUGACAAGAGCGUGGCGUCGUUCUGGGUGUUCCGACUCGGCCAGUUUGCAGCCUCGAGCCAUGGAGAUCUUCCUCUGCAGCUGGCCAGACCGGACACAAUGGACACGUCUCACUUUCCAAAGUUCCCACGUCACAAUAGCUCAAUCAAGUCCAAAGAACGCCCAGUGUCGCGAUCAUCCAGUGAUCGGAAACAAGAUGGUCGUGAAUCUCCAUUCCGGAAUCGCAGUGGAACCAUGCCACACAAGUGAACCAGGAUGAAGGAAUAUGUACAUCCGUGUGAGAGCCGCUUGGAUGGCCCACAAGUUGAGACAGCAGUCCAUGAUGAAUGAGUAUGUCUGUAUGCCACGAGCGUGUGUGUGUGUGUGUGUGUGUGUGUGUGUGUGGCGCGUGUGUGUGUGUGGCGCGUGUGUGUGUGUGUGUGCGUGCUUCUCUUGUGAUGGGUGUAUACAUGGUACACGGUGUGCGCGCGCUAUGCUGUGAGUCUGUGUUUUAGCAGUGGGUAGAUCUCUUGGUCAUUUUUCAGUUUAGCUUUACUACAUGUACCACAUGUGCUGUAUAGGUAGUAUGUCACGUAUCCUCUACGGAGAGCCUAAAACGUUAUAACGCACAGAGAGACGCACAGAGAGACUAUCAGAGAGUAUUAUUAUAUCCAACAUGCCUUUACAAGAGUACUUUCAAGAUCAUGCUGCUGCUGCCGCCACUGCUAACAACACUAUAGACAUGGCCUAUGUACAUGUACAUGUAGGUAUGUUUCAUCACCAACCAUCUAUCCAAACAGCACGUAAUCACAUGACCUGCCUUGAGAAAUGCCCUAGUCUGGCUAUAGAGUGUUUCGCUUAGGACUUCGUUGAGCAGCGGUUGCUGUAAAACUGGGAGAAACAGAGAAAGAGAGCUCUAUUUUCUUUACUGCCUAGGCUCUGUGACGGCUUUGUUUCCGUAUUACUUUUCUUUUUUUUGUGCCGUGUCGUCAAACAUAGUAGCAGCAAUGUACUACUACAGUACAGAGUAGUCUGAGCCUGCUGCUAUGGGCACUGUAAUGCUGAGAGAGAGAGUGUGUGUGUGUGAGAGAGACUUUUUUUAGACCAACAUCAUCUUUUAAAACGGCUAUUCAUAGAUUGUGGUUUAUUCGCCUGCUGAUUGUUUGUGACAUACAGUGUUGUACCCUACAA